AUGUUGACGCGACUUUUCAGCGAGCCCAGCCUGGUCCCCGAAGUCCCGAAAUUCCCCGGUUGGGCCGAGGAGUGCGAGGAGGAUGCCCGGAGCGAGAAGGAGGAGCGGGCGGGGAAGGGCUGCGCCCUUCCCGAGGAGCCGCCCGAGGGUUCGCUGGGAGAGAGCAAAGAGGAAGGGGAGCUAGGAGGGGACGAGGAGGAGGAGGAGGAGGAGGAGGAAGGCCUGGAGGAGGCGGAGGGCGAGCGGCCCAAGAAGCGCGGCCCCAAGAAGAGGAAGAUGACGAAGGCUCGGCUGGAGCGGUCCAAGCUGCGGCGGCAGAAGGCGAACGCCCGGGAGAGGAACCGGAUGCACGACCUGAACGCGGCCCUGGACAACCUGCGCAAGGUGGUUCCCUGCUACUCCAAAACCCAAAAACUCUCCAAAAUCGAGACCCUCCGCUUGGCCAAGAACUACAUCUGGGCUCUCUCCGAGAUCCUGCGCUCGGGCAAGCGGCCCGACCUGGUCUCCUACGUGCAGACUCUGUGCAAGGGGCUGUCCCAGCCCACCACCAACCUGGUGGCCGGCUGCCUCCAGCUCAACUCCCGCAACUUCCUGACGGAGCAGGGGCAGGAGGGGGGUCGGUUCCACGGCCCCAACGCCGCCUCCUUCGCCGUGCACCCCUACCCCUACCCUUGCUCGCGGCUGGCCGCGGCGCCCUGCCCGCCCGCCGCCGGUCCCGGGCCGCACGGGCUGAGGACACACGGCUACUGCGCCUCCGCCUACGAGAGCCUCUACGGCAACACCUCCCCCGACUACAACAGCUCGGAGUACGACGGGGGGCUCAGCCCCCCGCUCUGCAUCAACGGCAACUUCUCCCUCAAGCAGGACUCUUCAUCCCCCGACCACGAGAAAAGCUACCACUACUCUAUGCACUACUCGGCGCUGCCCGGCUCCCGGCCCGCCGCCCAUAACCUGGUCUUCGGGUCGGCGGGGAUGCGCGGGGGGGUCCACUCCGAGAACAUCUUCCCCUACGACAUGCACCUCCCGCACGAGCGGGGCCCCAUGUACGAGGAGCUCAACGCCUUCUUCCACAACUGA
This is a messenger RNA of Poecile atricapillus (Black-capped chickadee), 1077 nucleotides long. It is a transcript of the gene NEUROD2, whose product is annotated as neuronal differentiation 2. Gene Ontology annotation, biological process: regulation of DNA-templated transcription; nervous system development. Gene Ontology annotation, molecular function: protein dimerization activity. Lineage: Eukaryota; Metazoa; Chordata; Aves; Passeriformes; Paridae. Bases 1 to 1077 code for a protein of 358 amino acids. The transcript has a single exon. The record is from RefSeq and is a predicted model, not a curated record.